This is a messenger RNA of Mizuhopecten yessoensis (Yesso scallop), 1184 nucleotides long. RefSeq lists its product as uncharacterized. Gene Ontology annotation, molecular function: calcium ion binding. The transcript has 4 exons. The record is from RefSeq and is a predicted model, not a curated record. Lineage: Eukaryota; Metazoa; Mollusca; Bivalvia; Pectinida; Pectinidae. Bases 145 to 642 code for a protein of 165 amino acids.
CGUGUAUACUUUGAUGAUAAUCAAGGCGGAACUGCGGUUUGGGGAGCGGUUCGUCUGUAUAAGUAUACCCGUUCGCUCUCUCCUCUCAACACUGUAUCCGGAUAGUACUUACCGGAACAAAGGCAUCAAGCAUUCCAGUUCAAAAUGGCGAGGAGAAAGAUUCCAAAGGAAGUACAGGCCGUUUUUGAUCGUUAUGUCAGCGGUACUGCCAAGCGUCUGGAUGAAAAAGAAGCGCUGGAUAUGUUGCAGACGGAGUUUAGCCUCUCUGCAGAUGAAGCUCAGAUUAUGUUUGAUUCGUUUGACAAAGACAAGAACAAGAUCAUGAGUAUUUGGGAGUUUCAACAGUUCUACGAGACAGCUGGCAGCAAUGCUACUGAAGCUGUUAAGUGUUUUCACGAUCUCGAUUCUGACGGAAGUGGAAAACUGGAUCCGGAAGAGGCGAGAAAAGGGCUGGAGGGAAUGAAGACAGGAACCGGAAGAUGUUUAGAAGAAAAAGAAAUCGAUUUUUUCAUGAAAACUGCAUCUGACGAUGAUGGUAUGCUGGACAUUGCUAUGUUUGUGAGCCUUCUACAUAGGCUGAAGUUGUACAAGUCCCCACCACCGCCCAAAAAUGUUAAAUGUCACGUGUUAGGCGAGAAAUGAUUUGUUAAACCAUGGAAUAUCAACUGAGGGCGAUCAACACCAAUGUUACCGCAGACAGUUAUUUAUUUAUUCAUUUCUACUUUGAAUGUUCAAAUCUUUCAUUGCAUUGUAUUUCAUCAUUAUGAAUCAUUUAUCAUUUUUUAUUUUUUUUUAUUUAAAAAAGUUAAAUUACAUUUGACAUUCUUAAAUGCUUAUAUAAAACAGGUUGGUGAUAUGAUGCGGAUUGGUAAUACGUGUUACACAAUUUGUUUAUAAUUGUAAAAACAUUUCAACGCAUCGAUGAAAAUUACACAAUUUUAUCAUGCAACAAGACGAUACAAAAUUUUUAUUGCACUGUAUUCAUAGCUUGAUCGUAAUAAUUUCUAUAAAAAAAGGAGUUUGCAUUUCCAGUCCUUUGGAGUCAUAAAGUUGUCAUUAUUUUUAAAUGUAUUAUUACGUUAUGUCAUGAUUCACAUAACAUUUCGUGAAUAACACUACUCAUUGUUAUUUUUCUACGAUUAUAAAUCACCAGGUAAAUAAACGUUGUUUCUAAAUACAAUGUC